Molecule: messenger RNA, 345 nt
Organism: Ilex paraguariensis (yerba mate)
Lineage: Eukaryota; Viridiplantae; Streptophyta; Magnoliopsida; Aquifoliales; Aquifoliaceae
Source: the annotation of a GenBank genome assembly
AUGGGUGACAACAUUAAUGCUCCUUGCAUUAAUGGAUCUGAACCAGAUCUGGGAGGUAGAGUCGCCGAACCAGUUACAACAAAAGCCACAACAAAGGGACUUACCAAGCCCAACCUGGUGAAGGGAAAAACCUCCCUUAACGACUCUAGCAAUAGUCCGAGUAGAGGUGAGGGCUGUGGAAUUGAAGGUGGUGGACAACCCCAUACCUACCGUACACCUUGGAACCAAGUUCUGAGUUUAGGAAGGGAUGACAACUCUUCUAAUCCAACGAAAGAAAUGAAGCCCAUGUAUAUUGAGCCUAUCAAGCGUGAAUCUAGGAUUAUUGUGGAACCCCCCAGGAAGUAG